CUAAGAAGCCGGAUCAACCAAGGCUCAAAAUUAGUUCAGCUGUCUGGUCGCUGUCUUUAGAAACUACUGAGUGCAGCUGUUUCCUGAGUGAUUCAUCCGUUUGGUUUCUUCAUCACCUGUUCACAGAUCUCAUAUAAUCAUGAAAUCUUACUUCUUCUGCAUAAUCUUAUCUUUAAGCGUUUGUUUCAACAGAGCAGUAGAUGUUAGCGUGAAGAAUUCCCUUGUUUGGGGUCCAGGACUUGACAGUAGAGCAACUCUGCCGGCGAGAUAUUUUUUCAUUCAGAGUGUAGACAAAGGAGGCAACAAGUGAGAUCUUAGCAUUAAUUUAGCGUAAACUAGAAGAUAUGAACCUCAUCAUUAAAUGAAGGAAAAAGAGGGGAUAAUUAAGAAAUUUCUCAUCACCACUAUGAUGACUAUCAAAAUAACCGUUUGUUACUACGCGCUCAAAGUAAUUAAGUAUGAUGGGAGUUCCAAAUUUUCCCCUCCCCCCAGGGGGAAGUGGUGCUAGACCCAGAGAGAUUUUUUAAAAACUGUGGUUCAAGAAAAAUAACACCAAACGUACUUCAGUUUUGUGGCUGUAGACAUGGGUGACAGCUGAUGAAUUAAAUCUGGAAACAAGAGAUCCAUUCAUUUGUUGUGACUGGAUCAUUGUGUCGUGUUCUUUGAUAAAAUCACAAACUGAAACUGUUGAAAUGGAGGUAUUUAUUGUGCCAGAAAAAAGAGAAAUAAUUGACAAAAAUACACCCAUGUUAUACUUAAAAAAAAAACCCAAUUUGUCUCUGAAUAAAAGUAGAAUCACCUUCUCCCUCUUUUGCAAAAAAAGAUACGAUAGCUGUUGGUUGUUUUAUAGGUUUUUCAAAGUCUUCUGUUUCACACACCUUUAUUGAAAAUUCUCUCAAUUCUACUUUUUAAAUGUGUGAUUAUCAUUCUUUUUUGUCAGUCUUACAGAUUCUCCAGGCCAAGCUACCUUUGAUGUGAAAAUCACAAGCUCAUCUGGACGAGUAAGGGCUUGGGUUCAAAAGUUGGACAGGAAAGAUGGGUCAUUCAUUGUUCGCUAUAGACUGUUUGCAUCGUAUCCAGACCUUACUAUUGAAAUAACACACAAGGGCAAGAAUGUUGCUAACUCGCCUUAUAAAUUAGAGGGUAAGGGAAUGUAAUCUCUUCUGAUUUGCCAGUUGAAAAGAGUAGAAACAAGACAAAAAAAGUCACAUCAAUAUGUCUCUAGUAAGAUAACAGCCUUAUCCCAAAAAUCAGAUAUAAAAAUUUCCACACUUAACCCUUAACUCCCAAUAUCUUAUUAGUAAUCUCCAUAUGGUUCUUGUGAUGUUAGUUUGGAGAAUUUGGUAUUGGAUCAAAUAAUAAUCCCCUAAUCAAUAUUUUUCAUUGUUCUCAUCACUUGUCUGCUUGAAAUUGUAUUGAUUUUGUAAGGAAAAAUUCUCUCAUGGUCACCUAUGGGAAUUAAAGGAUUUGAGAUAUGUUUGUCCUUUAACUGUGGAACUUGUCAUCAUGAUAAUGAUUCUUAUCAGUUCAUUUAUUGAUUAACAAUCCACAGGGGGAGUAUACCAUGAGACUUGUUACUGCCCAGAAUCAAGUGAGGAAGCCUGGUUAGAAGCCAUGAAUUGUUCACAGAUGUACCCACAAAUCCAAAAGGAUCUGAUGCCAUUUGAUAAAGUAGACUUGAAAGAAUUGUCCAAGGAAGCCGUUCAACGGUUUGGAAAACAUCAUUCAUUGUGCCAUUAUUCUGUUAUCAACAAUCAGGUAAUUCAAAACAGAUGGAAGCAGAUAAGUUAAGUUAAAUUUGUUAUUAGUGUACUGAAGUAAAAACUCAUGAUUUGACAUUGAAGGACAAAAUCUUCCUUUGCAAGCACAGGUGUAAGAAUGAUGUUAUGUUAAUAUUGUAAACUGUUGCUUAUUAUAAACCAGGGGCGUAUAGGUGGCAUUUUAUUUUAUGUCAUUUCCCCUUCCUGCAUAGAAUAACAAGAAUGAAAAAUAUGUUUCACCUUACACUCUUACUGGGAAUCAUAAUCAAUUGACAGAAUUAGGACCCUUACAUUUGAUUUCAAAAAAUUAAAAAGCGGUUUUUAAUUUUACUGUGAAGUAGCAAUCUUCUCCAUAGUCAACCUGGGUGAUAGAUGUGUAAUGGAAAGCUUUUAGUUCAAUGACUUUUUUGUUGUAGGUUUAUCGGAAAACUUAUGGACAACAUGUGGGAUUUUCAAUGUUUAUGGAUAACAUACUCUUGUCUCUUGCCAGAAAGGUAAAAAAUAUUUGAACAAGUUACAAUAACUUUGUUUCAGGCAUAUCAAAGAUUAUCUUAUCUUAUCUUGCAGUCUUAUUAUAAUAGAAUGAUUAAUAGAAUAUAGUUGAAAAUAAAGAGAAAGAUUUUUCGUGCAAUAAUUUUCACAUUUGCAUCAGACAUGUAUUUGAGAAUUAUCUGUCUCUGAAAUAACCCAAAAACUAAUUCUGCACUCUCUGCCAGUUACUGGCUUUUACUGAAACCUUUGGAAGAUCACCAAUUUAGUUUAGUUCUGCAUUAUUUAAAGUCACGAUUUUCUUUAAUUUAUUUUUCCUUUGUUGAUAGGUGCUUCUGCCUGACAUGGAGUUUUUUGUCAAUCUUGGUGACUGGCCCCUUGUGGAGCAUAACACAAAACCUAUCCCUAUACUAUCCUGGUGUGGUUCAGAUGAAACACUGGACAUCAUCAUGCCAACGUAUGAUAUAACAGAGUCCACACUGGAGACUAUGGGAAGGUAUGGUCUCUAAAUUAUAAUGUUGGAUGCUCUAAUGGCAAGAUAUCCUUAUCUUGAAGUCUGAUUUGUCCAGUGGCCUUAAUAGCUCCUUUGAGUGGUGAGGAUUCACCAAUUACCAGACCAGUAUUUAACCAAAUUUUUCUCUUAUUUUAUAAACACUCAUCUACACUCCAAGGUUUUCUAGUUAAGAAAUGGAUUGAAAAAUAAAUUGUGUAGAGUAAUGAUGUGUGAAUGAAAAAUAGGACAGGCCUUCAAAAUUUAUGUGGAGACUUCUCAAAGAGUACCUAGAGAAUUCUCUGAUCUUUAGUCACCUAUGAGACACUCUGAUAUUCCCACAUGGAAGGAAGCACUGUGGAAAUAUAUUGUCUUACCCAGGAGCAUGAUGUUCAGUAAUGGUUCCAUUAAAUGCUUGAAUCUUGACUUAACAUUCAGAAGGUGACUGGCACCCACAACAUCUCAACUCAUACUUCAUUAAAGUUUAAAUCAAUUGCCAGUUUCUUACAGUUUACUACACUAAUUGUAUAAUGACCCCAGCAAGCUCAUCUCUGACUUUCUAAGGAGAUCUCCCUAAUCAGUUGAUAGAUUUUAAGCUUUUGGUACCUUUUUCGUCAUUGUUUCCUUAUGGUUAACCCAGACUAAACUGUGCACCUGCCUUGAGAAUAGCUUUGUUUGAAUUUCAGAGUUUCCCUGGAUAUGCUGUCUGUGCAGUCCACUGAAAGUCCAAAAUGGCCAGACAAGAUAAACAAAGCACUUUGGCGUGGCCGUGAUAGUAGAGAAGAAAGACUCAACUUGGUUAUCAUGGCAAGGAAGAAGCCUGAGCUAUAUGAUGCUGCACUUACAAACUUCUUUUUCUUUGAAUAUGAUGAGAAAAAAUAUGGUCCUAAAGCAAAACACAUUUCAUUCUUUGAUUUCUUUAAGGUAAGCACCCCUAUAGCAGCUGAGUUACUCCACAAAAGUAGACUCUAGUGAUUCCUCACCCAAAAAUCAAGCCUUGUUAAUUUAAUCUUUCUUUCUAACUGCCACUUAGAGUUAUUGUUAAAAAUCUCCUCCAUGAUAGCUUUCAUUAUUGCUCCAUUCUUACUUUUACAGUUGUCUUAGAGAUUGACUGAAUUCCUUGCCAAGUCUGUGAGGUUUAAUAGAUUAGCAAGAGGUACAGGGGUGGGUUGGGUUGGAGGCUGUAAUGAGGGCUGGCACUGUAUCUUUUUGUAAGUAUGUGUUCACGCCUCACCCUUCACCCUUAUGCUCUGUCCAUUUUAUUUCUAGUGGAAGUACCAAAUUAACAUUGAUGGAACUGUGGCGGCAUAUCGCUUGCCAUACCUGUUAGCUGGAGAUUCUUUGGUAUUAAAACAACAGUCACCGUAUUACGAGCACUUCUAUGGCGAUCUUCGACCUUGGAUACAUUAUGUGCCUUUUAAAAGAGAUCUGAGUGACUUGGAAGAAAAGUUAAAGUGGGCUAUGGACAAUGAUGAAAAGGUAUCUAAAGCUCAGGGGCUGAGUAACAAAGUAACCAGCAGAAAGGAAAAAGGGAGGAAAAUUUGCAAACAGUGAUUGGAUUGAAUGAAGCCUUGUAUCAUCUUGUAUGAGAAAUUCUGAACAAAUAUGUAGACCUGUUUUUAACUCCCACAAGUGAUGAAGGGAGAAGGAAGAAUUACGAAAUAAAUCGCGGCAAGGAAAGGGUAAAUCAGGUUUACUAAUGAUCAGGUGUAGCUGUCCCAAUGAAUUACCUUAGUCUUAAAGCAGCCAUUAUUUGAUGAAGGAACAUCCAAAGGUUAGAGCGAGCUUCACGGUAGUUAACAACUAUUCACCGAAGUAUCGGUGGCUAGCGGUGGAUAUUUACCGAGCCGCAAACUUAAAACGGUUUAAGUGGCCCUUUAUUCUUUGUUUUAGCCAAAAGAUGAUUACUGCAACAAUUACGAUGUUUUCAGGCGCGCGAGUUGCUUGGAGGUGAAUGGCAAGGGAUAGUCGGAAUUUGAAUAGCAGGUCCAGGCGCGCCUUCGACGCAAUACAGUGUUUAGUAUAUACAUGUACUAUUGAAAGAUAUACUAAGUGUUUUGAGUGGUUAUUUCAGCACCUGUGAAAACAAACUGAUGUGUACAAUCCAUUUCUAUCACUAGGUCAAGGAGAUAAUAAAGAACGCUCAGUCAUACACGAGAGAUAACCUGCUUGCUGAUCAGAUCUUCUGUUAUCACUAUCUUCUUUUCCAGGUCAGUUUGAUCUCGUCUUCCUCUAUGGCGCUGCCAUCCACAUAUCAUCCAUUUGUUUACUCAGAUCAGUGAAAUUUCACACCAUACCAGCUAAUAGUCGUGUGAUUUGGAAUGUCAGCCGUAGCUCCAAAGAUGCCCCAACUAUCCUGCUUUCAAUCGAUUUUCUUCAUAAAAAAGACAAAAUGUCAGGUCUUCUCGGCUGUAGCCACCCACCCGGAUUCCAUUCAGAGUCCAACUAACUUAAUCUGUAACUGUUAUAAGAAGUUCAUUGCGGUCAUUUAAUCAAUCUGUAGUUUUCUUCACCUUCUUAAUUGUGUGGUGUAAAAGUGACAAAACAAAAGAAAAACCAAACGAGGUAAUUUUUAUCAUUAUUUAGGAGUAUGCUAAGCGCCAGACAACCAAGCCUACGAAACAUUCAAAUAUGGAACACAUAAAGCAACCAAGUGAUAGAGAUUCGGAAUGUAACUGUAUGAAAAACAGGGAGGUA
Pocillopora meandrina is the source of this 5436-nucleotide messenger RNA. The record is from the annotation of a GenBank genome assembly. NCBI's taxonomy places the organism in Eukaryota, Metazoa, Cnidaria, Anthozoa, Scleractinia, Pocilloporidae.